AUGAGCAGGAUCCCCGUGCGGACUGCAUCGCUCGAACCAAACCCACGAGAACGCUCUCCAUCUGCAAGAGUCAAGCGCGCCCCUGCAGCAGCUCAAUCCGUGCUCAGCAAAUCAACGUCUCAUGCAUCUCUGCUGACUUCACGCUCAUCAAAGGCCCCGAUCAACGCUCUCUCUCAAAGUGUCCGCGGUACCGCAUCCUCUGCCUCCCUAAGAACUGUUUCACAACCGCCAAUAGCGCUCGCUGCUGCACAAACAGCCAAAACACCACUGAGAGCAUCUAGUUCAGGUCAAGCAGUUCAAUCUGCAUCCCAAUCAAAAGGGUCGCUUGCAUUGCGCGAACACAUUGCAAAAGCUCGUGCGGAAUUGACAAAAUCUACGCGUGGGGAGCAGCGUACUAGGGCGGCCCUGCCGAGCUCAUGGACAUCUGAAACGCCUACUCAGGCAGACAGGACCCCAAAUCCGUAUGAUGGGAUACAAGACCCCUUCAAUCAGUCCCGCUUCACCCCGAAAGUCGUGCCAGGCAUUAAAAGCGCGAUUGAACGAGCGAAAGGGUCUGGCCAUCUGAUGAUUGCCUUCAAGGAACUUCAGGCCAUUCCUCGGCAGGUGUAUGACAUGUACAAACCGGAUCCAAAUCAUGUCAUUGACUUCUCGGCCAUGGACUCUGCUGCGUGGUAUGAAGCUGUGGAGCUGAAAUCACUCAAUGCAGCAGACAACGAGAUUUCAGAGAUUGAGAUGGACCUGGCAGAUACAUUUGAAGCGCUACAAACGCUCGAUCUGCACAACAACAUGCUGUCAAAGCUACCCUCCAACUUGAGCAAGCUGACACAACUGACAACUCUAUCUCUGGCUGGUAAUAAGCUGGAAAUGAACGUCUUUGACAUUUUGACACGCCUACCUCAUCUGCUGGUGCUCAAUCUUGCCAAGAAUGCACUCGAGGGCACAUUGCCUUCAUUGAGCGCGAUGCAUGACCUGCAGGACUUGAACUUGUCUGAAAAUCAAGUGGAUGAUAUCGGUACUGCUUUACAAUCUUCUUUGAGUCUUCGUUCGCUCAAUCUACAUGCAAACAGGAUUUCUCGUUUUCAGGUCACACAGCUGCCACAACCUUCAAAAUUGCGGUCCCUCGAUCUCUCCAACAACAGACUACAAGCAGCCUUUCUCAAUGAAGAUACAGAGCUGCCCAUGUUGGAAGAAUUGAAGCUCGAGUGGAAUCGCUUCACGGCUUUUGCAGAGGAAGGCUGUUUCUUAACGGCUCCCCGGCUCAGGGGCAGUAUGAUAAGCGCUAAUGUGCGUUCUGCUUAG
This is a messenger RNA of Protomyces lactucae-debilis, 1299 nucleotides long. RefSeq lists its product as uncharacterized. Lineage: Eukaryota; Fungi; Ascomycota; Taphrinomycetes; Taphrinales; Protomycetaceae. The record is from RefSeq and is a predicted model, not a curated record. The transcript has a single exon. Bases 1 to 1299 code for a protein of 432 amino acids. Gene Ontology annotation, molecular function: protein binding.